This is a messenger RNA of Aricia agestis (brown argus), 731 nucleotides long. It is a transcript of the gene Mettl5, whose product is annotated as rRNA N6-adenosine-methyltransferase METTL5. The coding region runs from base 1 to 636 and encodes 211 amino acids. The transcript is spliced from 4 exons. Gene Ontology annotation, biological process: rRNA methylation. Gene Ontology annotation, molecular function: rRNA (adenine-N6-)-methyltransferase activity; nucleic acid binding. The record is from RefSeq and is a predicted model, not a curated record. NCBI's taxonomy places the organism in Eukaryota, Metazoa, Arthropoda, Insecta, Lepidoptera, Lycaenidae.
AUGGCAGCGGUUAUGAAAUUAAAAAACCUUGAAGGUUAUCUAAGUAAUGUAGCAGGUUUUUCAAAACCUAAAAUACAAUUUGAACAGUAUGAGACACCAGCACAUAUAGCUGCUACAUCUUUGUAUUGUAUGCAGACACAAUUCAAUGCACUAGAAGACAAGGCAGUACUUGAUGCAGGAUGUGGUCCAGGUAUGCUUGCACUUGGAGCUUCCCUCCUUGGUGCUGGAGCCGUUACCGCAAUAGACAUAGAUGAAGAUGUUCUAGAAACUUUACAAGAGAACAUUGAUGAAAUGGAGGUCACAAAUAUAGAUAUUAUACAGUGUGAUUUUUUAAAAUCAAAUAUUUUUAGAAACAAUAAUCAAUUCGAUACAGUGAUAAUGAAUCCGCCGUUUGGGACAAAAAACAAUGCUGGAGUAGACAUGAAGUUCUUACAGAUGGGACUGAGUUUAGCUUCUGAUAGUGUUUUCUCACUACAUAAAUCAUCUACAAGAUCACAUAUUCAAAAGAAAGUUAAAGAGUGGGGAGUCCAAGGUACUGUCGUAGCAGAACUGAGGUACAACCUGAGCGCCUCAUACAAGUUCCACAAACAGCAGUCUCGGGACAUUGCUGUAGAUCUAUGGAGGUUGCAUCACUGACUAGACAAUUUUUUGUAUUUAUUUAUACAAUGUAAGAAAUGGUUAAGUGUAAAAUGAAUUCCAGCGUGAAUUAAAAGUAAGUUUUUAAAUAAUUA